GCUUCCCUGCCUGCCUGCCCCGUCGUCUCAAAAAUCGGAAGCCUUAAAAUUUAUGACAGGUAUGUCGAAUUUAGCAUGUAUUUAAUAGUUUUAUUCCACAAGAGAUAUAUUGUUUAAAAUCGUCUGUCAGACGCAACGUAGAGCGACAAGUGGCAUAAUCCGUCGAUAGUGUUUGCGAUUGUAACAUUGCAAUACGCCCCCCCCCACCUCUUUUUUUUCUUUCUUUUUUUUCUUUUUCUUUUUUGGGACACAGCUUCGUUGUAAUAUCUAACCUAACGCCAACCAAAUGAAUCUUGAUGUGUUUGGGAAGUAAGUCGACUGUAAAUAUGGAGGAAAACGAGUUUACGCCGUUGACUGUGCCCACGGAUUAUUUCCAGCAGUGGUACCAGUCGAGCCAGCAGCACCCCGAGGUGCAGCACGUGAUGUCCCACCACAACCACUACAGUGAGGGCCUUAGGGACGAACCCGUCAUGGCAGAGCUGUCUGUGCACAGGGAGCAGCCGCUCUACCAAGAGCAGUUUUCUCAGAACUACUCCCAUUACCAGGAGCCCGUCUACCAGCAGCAGGAGGAGCAACAACAGCAGCAUCCAGCUUACCUGCAGCAACAACAAUAUACAGUACAACAACAGCCUCAGUAUCAACAUACAGUACAACAACAGCCUCAGUAUCAACAUACAACACAGCAAGAGGAGCUGAACGUUCGCUACCAACCUACACCUGCAACUCCACCUCACGCGGUGACGCCGGUGAAGAAGAAACGAGGCCGUCCGCCAAAGAAUCAGCGCGACGGAGGAGGAGGGCCGGUAAAAGAGGAAGAGGAGGAUGCGAGCGAGGCGGCGGCAAAGAAGGCCAAAAGGACCCUGAACCGCUUCAACGGCAUGUCAGUGGCUGAGGUUAUGGCCAAAACGCUGCCUGACGUUAUUACCUACAAUCUUGACAUUUUGAUCAUUGGAAUUAACCCGGGACUAUUGUCUGCCUACAAAGGACACCAUUACCCCAACCCUGGAAACCAUUUCUGGAAAUGUUUGUUUCUGUCUGGUUUCACCGAGCAGCAGCUGAACUUUACGCACGACGAGAGCCUGCCGGAAAAAUACGGCAUCGGCUUUACCAACAUGGUGGAGAGGACCACGCCCGGCAGCAAAGACCUUUCCAGUAAGGAGAUUCGCGAAGGAGGGCGACAGCUGCUUGAAAAGCUGCAAAAAUACAAGCCGCUGAUAGCGGCUUUUAACGGAAAAGGUAUUUAUGAAAUCUUCUGCAAGGAGAUCUUUGGUGUGAAGUCCAAGAACCUGGACUUUGGCUUGCAGCCCUACAAGAUCCCAGACACUGAAACCGUGUGCUACUUGAUGCCCUCGUCCAGCCCGCGUUGUGCCCAGUUCCCCCGAGCGCAGGACAAAGUGCACUUCUACAUCAAGCUGAAGGAGCUGCGAGACCACAUGAAAGGCUCAACGCCCAGCCGCGAGUUGCUGGAGACGGACUACUCCUUUGACCUGCAGCAGGCUAAAGAAGAUGCAAAGAGGAUCGCCAUCAAAGAGGAGCAGAUGGAUCCCGAGUACGAAAGCUGUAGCGGUCAGCAUGAGAAUGUGAGGCAAAGCAAUCCAGGCAACUUUUACUGAAGCGACAUUUUGCAGGCAAUUGCAUACUGGUGCCAUCACACAUGAGGAAUCAUACAGUUUACUGCAGGAUUUUAGUGUUAAAAAAAAAAAAAACUGCACACGACUGUUUGAUCCUACCCCUCACUGUGCAUGUAUUGUACUAGGUGUAAUAUUUUUCACUAUUUAUUGCGUUUGGUAACAUCAUUUUUUCUUCGGUUACUUAUUUUUGUACUGUAUUUUGAAAUAAUGGAAUUUUAUGUGAUCAUCUGUGUAAACCAGUAAUUCAACGCUAUGAUUUCUAUUAAAAUCAUAAU
Phycodurus eques (leafy seadragon) is the source of this 1906-nucleotide messenger RNA. It is a transcript of the gene tdg.2, whose product is annotated as thymine DNA glycosylase, tandem duplicate 2. Gene Ontology annotation, biological process: base-excision repair, AP site formation. Gene Ontology annotation, cellular component: nucleus. The record is from RefSeq and is a predicted model, not a curated record. NCBI's taxonomy places the organism in Eukaryota, Metazoa, Chordata, Actinopteri, Syngnathiformes, Syngnathidae. Bases 297 to 1613 code for a protein of 438 amino acids. Gene Ontology annotation, molecular function: mismatch base pair DNA N-glycosylase activity. The transcript has 9 exons.